AUGCACACGUGUCUUGUUCGAAUACAGACCAAUUUGGAUCCGUCCGGGAUGCUCGAUGCGCACUCGCAAGGUGGCUCGCUCAUGCAACAACAACAACAACAAAUGCAACCGCAACCACCUUACCGUUCGGUUUCACAAAUGCAACAGAACAUGCCCAUGAGUCCAACCGGAAUGAUGCCGGCCGCAAUGAAUCAAAAUCCGUAUGGUUCAUUGGGUGUACAAGAUGGGGAUAUGAUGAAUGCGCAGGGCAUGAUAACCUCAAACAAUGCCAUCCUGACUGGACCGUCAGCAGGGUAA
Molecule: messenger RNA, 297 nt
Organism: Echinostoma caproni
Lineage: Eukaryota; Metazoa; Platyhelminthes; Trematoda; Plagiorchiida; Echinostomatidae
Source: the annotation of a GenBank genome assembly